GGGGGGGGGGGGACAAUGAGCGCAUCGAGAUUCGUAAAGUGUGUGACGGUUGGUGAUGGAGCUGUCGGAAAAACAUGUUUGCUGAUUUCUUACACAAGCAACACUUUCCCUACGGUUAUCUCCAAUGCUCAUAUUCGUUUGUAUUUAAAUACAUUUUUUUUAUUGUAUAAUAACAUCUCAUCAUCACGUACGUUCUUGGUUUCUCUAAUUAUACAGGAUUAUGUGCCAACCGUUUUCGAUAAUUUCAGUGCAAAUGUUGUGGUUAAUGGAGCCACCGUUAAUCUUGGAUUGUGGGAUACUGCAGGGCAAGAGGAUUACAACAGAUUAAGACCACUAAGCUACCGUGGAGCAGAUGUUUUCAUAUUGGCCUUCUCUCUUAUCAGUAAAGCCAGUUAUGAAAACGUCUCCAAAAAGUGGAUCCCGGAGUUGAAACAUUACGCGCCUGGUGUCCCAAUCAUCCUUGUUGGAUCAAAGCUUGAUCUUCGAGAUGAUAAGCAAUUCUUCGUCGACCAUCCUGGCGCUGUCCCGAUUACAACUGCUCAGGGAGAGGAGCUGAGGAAGCUAAUAGAUGCACCUACUUACAUCGAAUGCAGUUCCAAAUCUCAAGAGAAUGUGAAAGCUGUCUUUGAUGCAGCCAUACGAGUGGUGUUGCAACCGCCUAAGCAGAAGAAGAAAAAGAGCAAAGCGCAAAAGGCGUGCUCCAUCCUAUGAUGAUUAAUGUUGGAAAGCUCUUGUUUUUAUAUAUUUGUUGGUUUUGGUAUAUUAAAGAUCUUCUAACAAUGCAUCAAUGUGUUAAUGGACAGAGACACCCAUGUUUGGUUUUGGUCUUUUUUAUAUAUUAAUGGAGUUUGUUCAAA
This is a messenger RNA of Brassica napus (rape), 857 nucleotides long. RefSeq names its product rac-like GTP-binding protein RHO1. The transcript is spliced from 5 exons. NCBI's taxonomy places the organism in Eukaryota, Viridiplantae, Streptophyta, Magnoliopsida, Brassicales, Brassicaceae. The record is from RefSeq and is a predicted model, not a curated record. Gene Ontology annotation, biological process: small GTPase-mediated signal transduction; establishment or maintenance of cell polarity; regulation of actin cytoskeleton organization. Gene Ontology annotation, molecular function: GTPase activity; GTP binding; protein kinase binding. The coding region runs from base 16 to 711 and encodes 231 amino acids. Gene Ontology annotation, cellular component: cell projection; nucleus; cell cortex.